CGAGAGAGGGUUUUCAUUAUCCGACCACCAGAUAAUAGUAGACGGAAACAGAGGCAAAAGCAGGCGAAAAGGGCAAAAUAGAAUAGCUCACAAUUAAGCUGUCGAUGCCAAAUAAUACUCUCCCUCUGGGCUUUUUGCCGCCAUCCUAUUCCAGUUCCUAUUACUCCUCCGCCUGCAUUCCCCUGGUUGGUUUUGAUAUUGCUACUAACCUUCCGCCCCCCAGGCUCGACCAACAAUGACAUUCCCCGGCUUCAAGCAGCCAAAUCUUGAUUUUGUUUUUUCCAUGGUCAGUUGCCGCUGCAUUCGACCAUGGCUUUAUCCCCCUAACAGCUACAGCUAGCGAUUGAACACUAGCUGUUUGUUCCGCUGUUGCGCGGGGGCUGCCGUUUUCGCCCCCCUAAAGCCCCUUUGCCCGCGCACAGCUGAUCAGCAAACGCCCAAUCAGUACCUACUGCUUGUUUCAUCCUCCGGUGCUCUUCUCAUCCACAAACCAAAGUUAACCUCUACGUCAGAUCGCGGAUAUAUCAGCGCGAUAGAAAGGGAAGAUGCCAGCCCAUGAUGCUGCCACAUUGGCUUUUUGGACCCGGUUUCCGGGGGUUGUUCCACCCCCCCUCCCCCCUUCUGGGGAGGAUAUAAAUACGAGCUAAAGAGCGCAAUGGAACUGAUAUCUUGUCCAUUAUUAUUCCUCCUUUAUAGUUACAUGAGUAACCACCUGUUCUACUGUCUACCUCGCUGCGCCUUCUCUUCUCCAGAGCGAUCCUAUCGGUUUCAUCUUCAUUCGUGACUGUUAUCCAGUUACAUUAGUUAUCCGUCUCUGCGCUGCUAAUUAACAGCCCAGGAAUCCCCGUCGAGCGAUCGGAAGGCUUCACGAUUUCAGACAUCCCAAAGGAAUUGUCCAACCUCGUUUCUAUCAUCUUCCAAUUGAUCCAAUUCUCAAACAACAAUGUCGUCUCGAGGAGCCCUUCUGAUAGGAAAUAUUGACCACUGCAAGACUGAGUGGGAUAAUUUUUCCUCUAUUGUUUCUCUGCACCAAUACGGUCAAGGAAACCGAGAUGAGUUUAUCGCCAACUGCAAAAGCGGCAAGUAUGAUGGUGUCGUCGCCAUAUAUCGGUCGAACGAAUCGACUAAGGUAACCGGUCCUUUCGAUGCCGAGCUUCUCGAUGCUCUCCCGAAAUCUCUUGAGUUCAUCUGCCACAACGGGGCAGGAUAUGACAAUAUCGACAUCGCAACAUGCACCAAAAAAGGAAUUCGUGUUUCUAGCACCCCCGUAGCGGUUGCCCCUGCAACCGCAGACGUUGCCAUUUUCUUGAUGAUCGGAGCGUUAAGACAACUGUGGACUCCAUUGUCUGCUGUUCGAGCAGGAGAAUGGCGAGGCGAGACGGUGCUGGGGAAUGAUCCCCAAGGAAAAGUGCUAGGGAUCCUAGGCAUGGGAGGGAUCGGAAAGGAGGUUGCCCAUCGUGCCAAGGCCUUUGGAAUGAAGGUUAUAUAUCAUAAUCGAAAGAGAGCCGACCCAGAACCUGAAGGAACCGAAUACGUCACCUUCGAUGCUCUCCUUUCGCGAUCCGACGUCAUUAGCAUCAAUUGUACCUUGACGGAUCAGACUAGACAUAUCAUCAGGGAGCGUGAGUUCGCGAAGAUGAAGACUGGCGUGGUUAUUGUCAAUACCGCGCGCGGGGCUGUGAUCGAUGAGAAAGCGCUUGUGGAAGCUCUGGGAACUAAGGUUGCAUCUGUCGGUCUUGACGUCUACGAGCACGAACCCAAGAUCGAGCCGGUUCUGCGUGAACAUCCAAGGGCUUUCUUGCUCCCACACAUUGGGACUUUCACACGCGAAACGCAAAAGAAAAUGGAGGAACUUGUACUCCGUAAUCUCAGGUCGUGUUUGGAGCACGACAUCUUGAUCACCAUGGUUCCUGAACAGCGGAUGGCUUUCCCCUAAGGCCACGUACGCAUACAAGCGAAUUCCCGCUGCGGCACCGGGGAGGGACUCUUGAAGAAAAUCAGUAUUGGCAGUCAAUGAGGAUUGGGUCGUGUCCAUUAAUUUUUUAUUUAAGUUUAUCUGUUUUGAUUUGGGUGCGUUGAAAAAUGAUAUCAUAAAUUUUCUGCCGAUUUCAUCUGCGCAUGUUGAAGAAUAUUGGACUCAAAGCAAGCCCUUUGUAAAUAUAGUUUCCAGAAGUAAGAUAGCAUCCGCGUAGUAUUCAACUGCAGACCAGCGCUCCUAAAGAAACCCUGUC
This is a messenger RNA of Blastomyces dermatitidis ER-3, 2231 nucleotides long. RefSeq names its product D-3-phosphoglycerate dehydrogenase. Gene Ontology annotation, cellular component: cytosol. Gene Ontology annotation, molecular function: NAD binding; hydroxypyruvate reductase [NAD(P)H] activity; glyoxylate reductase (NADPH) activity. Bases 944 to 1936 code for a protein of 330 amino acids. The record is from RefSeq and is a predicted model, not a curated record. The transcript has 8 exons. NCBI's taxonomy places the organism in Eukaryota, Fungi, Ascomycota, Eurotiomycetes, Onygenales, Ajellomycetaceae.